AUGGGUUUGAGAAUUGUAUAGGCCGGCUUGAGGGGGGCUGGUAGGUGGUCUUAAUUUGCAGGGAUAGCGUUAGGAUUUUUAAACGGAAAGUUUUUUGGGUUUUUUUUUUUUAAUUGAAUGUGAGUGAAUGAGGGAGAGGCCUGGAGGUUGGGAGCAGAUGGGAGGAGUAAAGACAAGUGAUUAUUAAACCCCCUGUACUUACAUGCAGGCAUGCACACUUGCACGCAUAUAAUAUAUAAGGAGACUAUCCUUUCCAGGCGAUCAAACUGCAUUCAUCAUAUCCAGUGAGAGAUCCUUAGACGAUGGAGAGACUGAGACAUACAAGGAUCAUCAGCUUUUCAUGGGAACGGGUCCUAUUUGCUCUCACGACGUUCCUUGUCACAGCCGAGCUCCACCUUCGCAUCCUCUCCUACAAUGUGCAGGCGGAAGUCAAUAUUCAUCACCUCAAUUUCAUCGUAUCAUCACUUUCUAUAUCCAUCUAUAUCUAUGUAUUAGAAUACGUUAAUCAUAUAUAGACACACAUAUAUUAAUUUACAUGCACACGACGGUUUAUAAUUUUCUGAGAAUUACUGUUAAGUUGGUCAAGCUAUGAUCAUAUGCUCUUUUACAUAUAUGCUUCAACUUUUGUAAUGUACAAGAAUGUUGGUGUGCAUUGCAUGGAUCUAGUUCGAGUGUAUUUCUUUUGUUCCACAAAACGAAUUUUAAGUACGUUUUCGAACUUUGAUCCCGCAAAAAAGGAAAACAUGUUUGAAGUGAUUACAAGAACAGGGUGGAGUAUAUAGAAAAUUUACAUUGUUUACUUUGCCACUCUUAGGAAUUUAUAGGAAGCAGCCGAUUGAACGAAAUCAGUGUGUGAGUUGUGAUUUCGCGGUUAAAAAAAUGGGGGUAAAUCUGAACCAAAAUCGAAUAUUGAUUUUUUUUUUGGGUUAAAGAAUAUUGAUUAUUUCUUUAUAUGUAAUUUAAUCAUUUAUUAAUUAUUAGCCAACUCCCUUCUCAAUAGUAAGCAAAUAGUCAUCAUUACCUUUUUAGCGGUCAUAUUUUCUUUUACAAGGAAGACUCAUGGGUUCAGUGUAAUAUAUAUUUGUAUAUACCCUAUAAUUUGAAAGUCCAACGGGCCUCAACUAAUUCAGUUCGAGCCGGGUCGACCCCUAGCAUGAAUUUUCUUCAUUCACAAGAGUCGAACCCGAGACAUUGCUUAAAGGGAACAUGCGUCGAACCGCUUAAACGAAUCCAUGUUGGUGUGAGCUCGGUACAUUAAUUGUCAUUUUCAUUACUACAUGUAAAAAAAAAAUCACCAUUAAUAUUAUGAUCAUUCCUAAUUAAGCAUGUAUUUUGCAAAUUUGCAGCUGGAGGAGAGAGUUUUUGCCAGUUGUGCUCUAAUACGAGUAUACUGGUUGUGAAUGGCAUGUUUCCUGGUCCAACCAUAAGAGUUAGGAAAGGGGAAACUGUUUACAAUAACGCCAUCAAUAAGGGAACCUACGGCAUCACUCUUCAUUGGUUCUCUCUCUGAGACAAUCCAUAAGAAUUUUUAUUCUUUUAUGACUCUAUUUAUACUUAAUUAAAUUAAUAAUUUAUCAUUUCUUCAUAUAUUUAGAUUCUUAGUCAAUCAAAUCAGGAUGAUUGCAUGAUACACAAGAACUCGCAAAAAUGAUAUAUUGUGUUUAAAUACAUAUUUACAUUAACUAGAGACCAUAAACAGAUAUAAUGUACAUGUAAGAUAACGAUGCAUUGCUCACUGCGAACCAGAACCCGAGUCACUACUACAUUGUUGCCAGGCUAUUAUUAGUGGGAUACUCACUUACCAGUUCUAUGACAUCACAAAUGCAUCGGAGAUCCUACAGUAUAAUGGGAACUACACAGCCCCAGAGAAGCCGGAGCUCCCAACAAUCACGUACUUGCCGAAGUACUUUAGCAUUGAUGCAGUGAUGAACUUCACGGUGAAGAUGCGAAGCCUGGUAGACGAAGAUCACCCAAAUGAUGUCCCCAUGAACGUCACGACCAAAAUGUUCAUAACAGUUUCGGUUAGCCAACUCUUGGAAAACACCAGCAACGGUAUCAGAAUGUCCUCUGGCUUGAACAAUAUGAGCUGGGUAAACCCAAGCAUAGAUGUUCUUACGGCCUAUUACAUGAAUCAGCGUGGUUUCUACACCAUGGACUUCCCAGAUGAUCCGCCUACAUUCUUCGACUUCACCGGUUUGCCUCCAGAAUACAACACGAGUGCAUCGGACCGUGGGACCAGGCUGAAGGUGUUGAACGUCGAAAUAUUCUUCCAGGGAACAAAUGUGCUUAAUGCGCCCAUAGACCACCCGAUGCACUUGCACGGCUACUGCUUCUAUGUGGUUGGGGAAGGAAGAGGAAACUAAGACUUCGAAAAUGACCCAAAAACUUACAAUCUAGUGGACCCCCCUCACCUUAACACCAUAUCUUCUCCCAAGAAUGGGUGGAUCGCUAUUCGAUUCAGGGCCAAUAAUCCCGGCGUAUGGUUAUUCCACUGUCACUUUGACAGACAUUUGUCAUGGGGAAUGAAUACAGUUCUAAUCGUAAAGGACGGGCCGACUCCAGAGACAAGUAUGAGGGAACCUACUCCGAAUAUGCCUUCCUGUGGAGUUGAAUCAA
Molecule: messenger RNA, 2616 nt
Organism: Punica granatum (pomegranate)
Lineage: Eukaryota; Viridiplantae; Streptophyta; Magnoliopsida; Myrtales; Lythraceae
Source: RefSeq, a predicted model, not a curated record